UGUUGAAUGUGGAAAAACUCCAAUUCCAUAAAUGUUUUCAGUCAAUCAUCUUGUCAAUUAGAAAACUCCAUAAACCAUAUUUAUUUCUCUUUCGAAGAUUAUCGGACGUACAAAAUGUUUAAGGAAAUAUAUUUUGCCAUAUCAAUUAUACACAUAUCUCUUUCAGAUGCUGAGUUCCAUGCGUGUUCGAACUACACCUUAAUGAAAUAUGUAGAUCGAAGAGCGGUAGCAAAUGUACUAGACCAUGGCGAUGCUCAUGCAAUAAGUGACGAUUUUCUUGACAGUGGAUGGUAUCGAAUUCAGAGUGCGGCUGGAGAAGAUAUGCCAACUGAACCUCCCGGAUCUUUUCAUUGUGGAACGUGGUAUCCGAUAUGGCUUAAUGGAUCUUUACCAACAAAUAUUGGAGAAGAAAAUGUUGGAAGAGUGUGUCUGCAAAGCUUUGACGACAACUGUACUGAAAGCUGGACCAUUGACAUAAAGUACUGUCCAGGGAACUACUUGGUAUAUAAUCUUGUCACAUCUAUAUCUUCUUCUUCAGGUUAUUGCUUUGGAACAGAAGCUUCGAGAGCAACAGUUGAAACAACAAGUACAUCAGGAGUUAUACAUACCAACAAUCCAACAAAUGGCACUGUUGAUCCUUGUAAUGACUUCAACCUAGUACAGUAUCCAGACAGACGAGCUGCUACGAGAAUUUUGAACUUUGGAGAAGAAACAGCAAUCAGUGAUGAUUUUCUUGACAAUGGGUGGUACCGAGUUGAAAAAAGUACAUGUGAGAAAAUGCCUACAUCAGCACCAGGACCAUUUCAUUGUGGAACAUGGUAUCCAAUUUGGUUAAACGGACAACUACCUACAGCUAAAGGAGAACAGAUACGACAGACAAUGUGCAUGCAAAGUUUUACUCAUGAAUGCUUAUAUUCGUGGGAUGUAGACAUAAAGCUGUGCGAUGGAGACUAUUUUGUAUACAAUUUGACGACGAGUACGACGUCAUUAUCAGGUUACUGCUUCGGUACUUUAGAGAUGUGUGCAGAAAAAGGAGAUGAUGAAUCUGAACCCCCAAAAGAAAAUUCAGAAAAUGAAAAGAAAGAACAAACUACAGACCAUGCAAUUAUAGCACUUAUUGUUGUACUAUCUGCAGUCAUUGUAAUUCUGUCCAUUUUAUUGGUAGUGUUUUGUCGUAAAAGUAAGAGAUCAGAGAUAAACGGCACUGGAAUAACAUUUUCAGGAAAAACCAUCAACACUGGCAACAGUCCACCGUUAUAUAAACGUGACCCUUCAUAUGUAAAUUUCCAGUCUAGGACUUGUUAUGACAAUCCACCUCAAUAUCUGAGCAGGGAACCAUCAGUCGCCAGCAUCGGAAGUUUUGUUCCAGAUAGGAAACUAACACCAAUAUAAACUGAAAUCCACUUGCAUUUACUCUAGUAGUAUGCUCAAUGAACAAAGUGUAGUAGUCAGCCGAGAACCAGCUUAACACCAGCAGACAUUUUUUAUGGUGAAGGACUCGAAAUAAAUUUAAUUGACUGAAAAAAAACAUAGCAUAUAUUUUUCAGGUAAAAGUGAACAAUUCUGUCAUUUACACGUGUUUACCUAUGAUGACCAUAGUUUUAACAUAUUUAUUUACUGUCCAAAUUUUACAUUGUAAAUAACAUACUGUUUCUAUUUUCACUAUUUGUUUAUUCCAUAUAAGUGUUGAUUCAAUGUAUUUUUACCAUGUUAAAACUUACAACGUGUUAUCAUCAUUUUUUAUAUCUGCUAAUUCUGAGUACAUUUUAGGAAAAUUGUCAAGAAAAUUUAGUUAUUUUGUCCGAAUUUUACAUCAGUUACAUACCGUCUAAAAAGUAAUAUUUAAAUAAACAUAUUACUUGUUUUGAAAUAUAUCAUU
Messenger RNA from Mytilus californianus (California mussel), 1879 nucleotides. RefSeq lists its product as uncharacterized. The transcript has 9 exons. The record is from RefSeq and is a predicted model, not a curated record. Lineage: Eukaryota; Metazoa; Mollusca; Bivalvia; Mytilida; Mytilidae. Bases 7 to 1392 code for a protein of 461 amino acids.